Molecule: messenger RNA, 2782 nt
Organism: Anopheles gambiae (African malaria mosquito)
Lineage: Eukaryota; Metazoa; Arthropoda; Insecta; Diptera; Culicidae
Product: transmembrane protease serine 9
Exons: 7
Coding region: 32-2728 (898 amino acids)
Biological process (GO): proteolysis
Molecular function (GO): serine-type endopeptidase activity
Source: RefSeq, a predicted model, not a curated record
AAUCCCGCUUCAGUCAAUCAGCCAGCGAACGAUGCGAUUCCUAUCAGCAGUUGCCCUACUGGGGCUGACGAUCGUCAGCGUCGUUGCCUGCGUCUCCGGCGAGGGAACGAUUACACGUCUGGAAGAUAUCAACUGGGCUGAGGUGCGUCCGGUACAGGAAAGUCCCUUGUUCAAGGCUAAGCGAGCAGCCAGCUUCGUCGAACGGUAUUUGGAACGGGCGGCCCCUGCUCCGGAGCGCACUGGUCGCAUCAACAACGGUGUCGUCGUCGGUCCGACCGACGUGCCGUACAUUGUCGGUGUGCUGGUGUCGGUCGAGCAGGGCACGUACUUCUGCGGAGGUGUGCUGGUGUCCCGCACGCACGUCCUCACCUCGGCGACGUGUGUCGAAGGCCAGACGUCCAUUACGGUGCUGCUGGGUGCGAGUGAUAUUACGCGCGCGCAGGACUUUGUCGUCGUGAGCCAUGUGCGAGUGCAUCCGGACUUCAGUUCCUUCUUCCAGGCGAACGAUCUCGCCAUUCUGACCCUUUCCCGCAUGCCACGGUUUAACGAUCAAAUUCAACUGGCACGUCUUCCCCGCCGGUCACAGGUGGGUGAAUCGUUCACGAACGCUUGGACCACCAUCAGUGGCUGGGGUGAGACGGCUUCCAACACUGGCGAGGCACUACCAAUGCAGCAGCUUCGUUCGGUGCGCUCGCAGGUGAUCUCCAACUUUAGCUGCACGAUCAGCUUCCCAUUAUAUCUGAGAUCUUCCAAUGUUUGCACCUCAUCGGAUGGUGGAGCGCCCUGUGUGGGUGAUGAAGGUGGUCCAGUAACAAUCGUGGAGGAGGAUGGACAGUCGACCGUAAUCGCCAUUCAUUCGUACACGUACUCGCGGGGAUGCACACGCAGCUGGCCGGCGGUUCAUACGCGCGUCACCGACUAUCUCAACUGGAUUGAGAUCUACACUGGAGCGAGCAUUCGAGCUACAGACAGGAUGGUAAAGUAUUGUGCACUGGUGCUGCUCGCAACUAGCAGCCUGCUGCUGGUGGCGACUUCGAGUCGCGAGAUCCGCUCGGCGCAGGACGUCGACUGGAGCCAGGUGAGUCGGUUUUACGACCCCAAGGCGGACGCGGUGCCCGAUCGUCGCAUCAACAAUGGCCAGAUCGCUAGUCCGACCGAUGCUCCGUGGGCAGUUGGGCUGCUCGUGUCGCUUGCAUCCGGUACGAGCUUCUGCGGUGGUGCGCUGAUUUCGCCGACCCACGUCCUAACGGCUGCUUCCUGCGUGAACGGUCAGAGCUCGAUUACGGCGAUGCUGGGUGCGAGCACGAUUGCGACGACGUCCGAUUUUGUUCCGGUGGCGCACGUACGCGUACAUCCGGAUUACAGCUCGUUCCUGGAGCGAGAUGACAUCGCGAUCCUGACCCUGUCGCGUCAGCCCCGCUGGAAUGAUCAAAUCCAAAUCAUCAACCUGCCACGCCGCAUGUACAUUGGCCACUCAUUCAACAACUACGUCACGACGAUCUCGGGCUGGGGUGAAACCGGCACCAACACGGGCGAACCGCUGCCGAUGCCGAACCUGCGCUUCAUCCGCAGCCCCGUCAUCACGAACCUGAGCUGCGAGCUGUCCUUCCUGCUGACCAACAUCCGCAGCACGCACAUCUGCACCGCGACCGAUGGUGGGGCACCGUGCGUUGGUGACCAGGGCGCACCGGUUACCGUCACCGAGAACGGGGAAACCUUCCUGAUCGGCAUCCACGUGUUUACGGCUUCGCGCUGCGAGCGGGGCCGUCCUGCCGUCCACGUACGGCUGACCGAGUACAUGAACUGGCUUGAGCUGAACACCGACGCGCUGAUCCGACCAAUACGCGUUGCUCUGUUGCUAAUGCGCGCUUUAGUUCGAGGGAAGACGUCGACGACCACAUCACCCAGACGAGACACCAUGGAGCUAUCAUCGGUAGUUCGUACCAUUUUGGUAGGUUUGUGUGUGAUUGCAGUGGUUGCUGGCAGUCCGGUGCCGGAUGGGCCAGAUCGGCGCAUCAACAACGGGAUAGAGGCAGGCCCUACCGAUGUACCGUGGGCGGCCGGUGUGCUCGUGACGUUUCCCUCCAAUACGUACUUCUGCGGUGGGACCCUGAUCUCGCAGCGCCACAUACUUACCUCGGCCAACUGUGUCAAUGGCUACCGCACCAUCACGGUAAUGCUUGGUGCACACGAUAUGACCGCGGUGCAGGAAUUUAUCACCGUCGCCUCCGUACUGGUGCACCCGGACUUUAGCUCGUUCUUCUUCUCGAACGAUCUGGCCAUUCUGACGCUGUCCCGUCCGGCGCCGCUGAGUGACCGGAUACGCGUUGUGCAACUGCCUAGCCGUCUGUACAUUGGCCAUUCGUUUAAUAACUACGAAACGACGAUAGCCGGCUGGGGCCAAACCGGUCAAAGCACGGGCGAGGUGGUCCCGGUUCGACGUCUGCUGUACUUCCGUGCGCGCGUCAUCACCAACACUAGCUGUCUGGUUAGCUUCCCGUUGUAUCUGAGCUCGCGCAAUGUGUGCACCUCGACCGAGAAUGGUGCAGCUUGCGUGGGGGAUGAGGGUGGUCCAGUGACGGUAACGGAAAAUGGACAAACGAUACUGAUCGCGGUCCAUUCGUAUGGCUUUUCGAUGGGCUGCGAACGCAGCUGGCCGUCGGUCCAUACGCGCGUCACCGAGUACCUCACGUGGAUUGAGAACAACUCGGACGCUGUGGUGAUGUGAAUAAAGAACAUAAAUAAAACGUGAGAGUAGGCCGAUACACCACAUAACGUAGAA